AUGGAGGACAUCCCACGUCCGUUUUCGCCUGAGUAUGUCCCACAACCGCUCAACCCCUCGCCGUUCCACACGCGUUUCACCAACCCUCAACGCGUCCCCACACCAGCGGUUUUGCCUGAACGAUCUGGUAGUCACCUUUACUUGUCAACGGUUUCUCAGCCUGUUCAAGAACCCAUCCAUAUCAUCCACGAUUUCUACAACGUCUCUCCAAUUGCCUUCCACUUUGCGCCGAAUGGGAGCCUCCCUCGAACGGUAGAGCUACCUCUCAUCAGCGAAGCCGAGACUCGACCAACGCACGCGCUUGCGAUUCUCAGCAGCACAAUCCCGUCCUCGAGCAACAAGCCGUACACCUCUCUUCGGCUAGACACGUUCCCCUCUGCGCCUCCGUCAGCCUCAUUGCUCGACCGCCCUCGAGAUCACCAACCCUAUCUGAUUCCCAUCGAUGCGUCAACGUUCUUCCUCAACUUCGGACACGAUGUGGCGCGGUCUCUCGGCGCGCUGCUGACAAGCAGACCAGCCAAGUCGCAGUCUCCACCCAUCCGCCGGGAUCGCGAGAACGGCACGCGCUUCGUUACCCUCCCCGUCAUCCCGCUCCAUGUCCCCCAUCCUCCCAGCCUCCCUCACGUGUUGCUGUUCGGACAAGGCAUCCCUUUACCGAAAACUCCCUCGCCUCCUGCCCAAUCCGAUCCCCCCUCUUCUCCGCGGUCGGCUUCCGACUCUGGCAGAAUCGCAAGCCCGAGCAUGCUCGCUACCUACCUGCUCCCCGUCUCCGCCAUCGAGGAGUUCCCCUCGUCCCCUGCGAUGGCGGCCAUCAUGGCACGGCAAUGCAGCAGCGAGGAGCUCGCGACGCGUGUCGCAUUCAACCACGGCAUAUGGCGGAACACCCUGCUUCUCGCACCCACGGAUGCCGCCCUCGAGGAUCUCGUCCGGAUAGCGUGGAAUGUCACGAUUGAGGCGCAACGGCUGCAGCGGCAGGGCGACGCGGCGAGCGCGCGGAGCCUGUCCCCUUCACUCGCUCCUUCUCUUACUCCUGCCGCCAGGCGUCCUACGCCGGUAGUCGUCACCUCGACAACAGACCACGGCCCUACGAAGGACGCGGACCGGGAUGGAGGGCGUAACUCGGUCACCUCCCCACGUCCAUCCGCUUUCCCAACCAUCAACAAACCGGCCUCGACGGCGCAUGGCGCCGGAGAAAAUGCUAAGGCGAUUCCCGAGUUGAUUGUCCCAGAGCUCAUGCAGAACGUCUCGAGCGAAGCGGAAGAGGAACGUCCGCGCGUGGCCAAGCGGACGAGUCUACCCCGUACGGUUCCAGUCGCAGCCGUCUCGUACUCGGUGCACAACCCAGCAGCCAGACCUCCCGUCGAUGGCUCAUACAUCGCCGUGUCCAGUCCCACCUGCGGCGCGCGGAGCUCGCAUGCCGCCACGCCCAAAACGGCUGCCCGUCUGCCCGUGGUCGAAGUCGACUAUCCGGUUGCAUUCGAUACGCCGCUCUCGAAGGCCCGGUGUGCUUUCGCCCAUCAUUUGUCGGGAGGAGAUAAUGCCCUAAUGGCUCCGCUGUCGGCGCUCAAGAGCUCGAGCGGUCGAAGAGGCGAUCGGAGUUAGGAGCUUUAAUAUUUGUGUCGUCCACAUACUCCCGGCCGCCUGCUUCGCUUCGGCCUGCAUGAGAGUCUAUGCAGCGACCGUCCUUCGAAGCUUCGACAGCGUUUCAUACUCACUCCCCAUACGACAUAGUACGGUCACAGUUCUCACUUCCUGAUACGACCACUUUGCUUCGAGACGUAAAAUGCCCACAUGCCGCUGACUGCUGUUUCGGAC
Dichomitus squalens LYAD-421 SS1 is the source of this 1815-nucleotide messenger RNA. RefSeq lists its product as uncharacterized. Lineage: Eukaryota; Fungi; Basidiomycota; Agaricomycetes; Polyporales; Polyporaceae. The transcript has 2 exons. The record is from RefSeq and is a predicted model, not a curated record. The coding region runs from base 1 to 1602 and encodes 533 amino acids.